GGUGACACCAUCAGUCCGCUGCAGCCCCCCCUGUGCCAGGAUGACUUGAGGAUGUGAUCUGCAGUCCAUCUAAAGCCUGGCUGAGGUCCGCAUGCUGCCACCACUCUGGUCCCUGUCCCCCAGCCCGGGCCGUGCAUUCCCGCCAGGAGGAAGCACAGGAGUGAGUCUUCUGAGCCUGUGGAGCAAGCAAGUGGCCGACAACGGAGGGACCCCGGGCCAGCGGCUUCUCGGUUUGUUGGAAACAUUCUCCCACAGCGGCUCCGCAAGAUGACCAGCCUGUUUCGCAGGAGCAGCAGCGGCAGCGGCGGUGGCGGGGCCACGGGGGCUCGCGGGGCCGGGACCGGGGCUGGGGAUGGCAGCGCGGCCCCUCAGGAGCUCAACAACAGCCGGCCGGCCCGCCAGGUGCGCCGCCUGGAGUUCAACCAGGCCAUGGACGACUUCAAGACGAUGUUUCCUAACAUGGACUACGACAUCAUUGAGUGCGUGCUGCGUGCCAACAGCGGCGCGGUGGAUGCCACCAUAGACCAGCUGUUACAGAUGAACCUGGAGGCGGGUGGUGGCAGCGCCUACGAGGACAGCUCGGACUCGGAGGACAGCAUCCCACCAGAGAUCUUGGAAAGGACUCUGGAGCCCGAUAGCUCUGAGGAAGAGCCCCCGCCUGUGUAUUCACCGCCAGCAUACCACAUGCACGUGUUCGACCGGCCUUACCUGACUGCUCCUCCAACUCCACCUCCCCGGAUUGAUGUCCUGGGCUCUGGACAACCUGCAAGCCAGAGGCGCUACAGAAACUGGAACCCACCCUUGCUGGGCAACCUCCCAGAUGACUUUCUCCGAAUCCUGCCCCAGCAGAUGGACAGCAUUCAGGGUCACCCUGGGGGCUCCAAGCCUAUGAGUGGAGAGGGAGUCCCACCUGUGGCACCAGGGCCCAUGGCCUGCGACCAGGACAGCCGCUGGAAACAGUACCUGGAAGAUGAGAGAAUCGCUCUCUUCCUGCAGAAUGAGGAGUUCAUGAAGGAGCUGCAGCGGAAUCGGGACUUCCUCCUCGCCCUGGAGAGAGACCGAUUGAAAUAUGAAUCCCAGAAAUCCAAAUCCAGCAAUGUGGCCGUCGGAAGUGACGUUGGCUUUCCCUCCUCUGUCCCAGGAACCAAUGAUACCAACCCCACUGUGUCAGAAGACGCCUUAUUCAGGGACAAGUUGAAACACAUGGGAAAAUCCACGCGCAGGAAGCUGUUUGAACUCGCCCGAGCCUUCUCCGAGAAGACCAAAAUGAGGAAGUCAAAGAAGAAACAUUUACCGAAGCUUCAGUCGCUGGGGGCUGCUGCAUCCACGGCCAACCUCCUGGAUGACGUGGAGGGCCAUGCUUAUGAGGAAGACUUCCGGGGAAGGCGGCAGGAGGAGCCUAAGGCGGAAGAGACCCUAAGAGAAGGACAGUAAGAGGUGAGGCGUGG
Rattus rattus (black rat) is the source of this 1448-nucleotide messenger RNA. It is a transcript of the gene Cuedc1, whose product is annotated as CUE domain containing 1. Lineage: Eukaryota; Metazoa; Chordata; Mammalia; Rodentia; Muridae. Gene Ontology annotation, molecular function: ubiquitin binding. The transcript is spliced from 9 exons. The record is from RefSeq and is a predicted model, not a curated record. Bases 268 to 1434 code for a protein of 388 amino acids.